GUGAGUUUUAGCUUGCAUGAACAUACACUGAUUUUUUGUUUAUUUUUCUUGUGUUUUAGCACUUACAAAAAGCAGUUGUUUAAGUUCCUGAAUACUGUGGCUUGUGGGGCUGGAGAUUGAAGCAAUAAAUCAUGAAGUUGGAGGAUCCCCAAAGCUUUGCAGAUGUCGCUGUUGAGUUUUCAGGAGAGGAGUGGAAGAUGUUAAAUAAACAGCAGAAAGAGCUACACAGGAACGUGAUGGUAGAGAACUAUGAGAACAUGAUUUCUGUAGGGUGUCACAUCCCAGUGGAGAAUCUUUGGGUAUACAUUAAGAAUGAUGAAACAAUUCUAUCUUCUGCCAAUGAAGGAGACAUAGCAGUGCAUGAAAUGCAGCUUCCUGAUACCAGUAUCAGCAUCAGCAGGAGUACAGAUCGUAAUGAGGUCUGGAGUCUGCAGUCAUCACAGGACAAAUUGCUUAAUUCUGAGCGUGAUAAAGCUUUGCCGGAGAACUUAGUGAUUACAAGACGCAGCCUGGUGCCAAGUGAAAGCAAACAUUAUAAGUGUAUGGAAAGCAAAGAUGAAUUUGGCAAGAAAACUGAACUGGAGAUGCAUCUGGAACCUCAAGAAGGAAAAGAGCCAUGCAGGCUUAAUCACAGCGAUAAUUUAAUACUUCACUUUAGCGGCCUGACUGAUCAGUUAAAUCACAUUGGCAACGGAAGAAUGAAUAUGUCAGCAAUACAUAAGCAAGUAUACAAUAGAAAGAAACAAUAUAAAUAUGCCAUACAUGACACAGGUUUCACAGAUAAAGUGAAAUUAGCGAAAAUAAUACUCCUCAUACUAGAGAGAAACAAUUUAAAUGUAACAGCCAUGGAAAACGUUUUACGCAAAUGUCCAGAGUAGAAAAACUUCAAUAUAUCCACACUGGUCUGAGACCUUAUAAGUGUGCUACAUGUGGAAUGGAGUUUAAAUGGAAGAGUGGCAUGUUAAGCCAUCAGUAUAUACACACACUGGGCUGAAACCUUAUGUGUGUGCUACAUGUGGAAAGGGAUUUUCACGGAAGAAUAACAUGGAAAGACAUCAGUAUGGACACACUGGUUUGGAACCUUAUAAGUGUGCUACAUGUGGAAAGGGGUUUACAGAGAAGGGUGCCAUGGUAAGCCAUCAGUAUACACACACUGGGCAGAAGCCUUAUAAGUGUGCUACAUGUGGAAAGGGGUUUUCAAACAAGGGUGUCAUGGUAAGACAUCAGUAUACACACACUGAUCUGAAACCUUAUAACUGUGCUGUAUGUGGAAAGGGGUUUAUACAGAAGGGUGACAUGGUAAGCCAUCAGUAUACACACACUGGUCUGAAACCUUAUGAAUGUGCUACAUGUGGAAAGGGGUUUAUACGGAAGGUUGACAUGGUAAGACAUCAGUAUAAACACACUGGUCUGGAACCUUAUAAGUGUGCUACAUGUGGAAAGGGGUUUACAGAGAAGGGUGCCAUGGUAAGUCAUCAGUAUACACACACUGGUCUUAAACCUUAUAAGUGUGCUACAUGUGGAAAGGGGUUUACGUGGAAGGGUGCCAUGAGAAAACAUCAGCGUAUACACACUGCUGAACCUUAUAAGUGUGCUACAUGUGGAAAGGGGUUUACAUGGAAGGGUGUCAUGCUAAGACAUCAGUAUACACACAUUGAUCUGAAAUCAUCUGAAAACUUAUAACUGUGCUGUAUGUGGAAAGGGGUUUAUGGUGAAGGGUGACAUGGUAAGCCAUCAAUAUACACACACUGGACAAAAGCGGCCCCUUGUUGUAGAAGGAAGUAAUGGUCCACAAAAAUGACAAAAAUUGAUGGGCCAAAGAAGAG
Molecule: messenger RNA, 1826 nt
Organism: Protopterus annectens (West African lungfish)
Lineage: Eukaryota; Metazoa; Chordata; Ceratodontiformes; Protopteridae
Product: histone-lysine N-methyltransferase PRDM9-like
Biological process (GO): regulation of transcription by RNA polymerase II
Cellular component (GO): nucleus
Molecular function (GO): RNA polymerase II cis-regulatory region sequence-specific DNA binding; DNA-binding transcription activator activity, RNA polymerase II-specific
Source: RefSeq, a predicted model, not a curated record